Molecule: messenger RNA, 2314 nt
Organism: Hypoxylon fragiforme
Lineage: Eukaryota; Fungi; Ascomycota; Sordariomycetes; Xylariales; Hypoxylaceae
Product: alpha/beta-hydrolase
Exons: 4
Coding region: 284-2314 (676 amino acids)
Source: RefSeq, a predicted model, not a curated record
GCCCGGUAGCUCUUGGAGAGUCUUAGAGAGAGCCAACUUGAACCCUAUUCAGACCUUGCAUGAAGCAGGAAUCCACAUAUAUUCUCUAGCUCUUUCUCUGUGCCGUACGCUAGACUGUCACUAUCCAACUUCCCAUGUUCUUGGCUCUCGUGAACUCGUGAACAUAUAGGAAACAUAUAGGACAUGUCAAGGAGAAAAGUAUUAAAUACCUAUGUUUCCUCCCAGGUAACUGGUGAUUAGGUAACUUUCACGAUUGUCUUCAACCUUUCAGCUGUUCGCGAUCAUGAUGCUGUGGCGAUUGCUAUUCCCGGCUUUGGUCCUCAGGGCUGUGGCCAGACCCUCUCCGCAAACAUUGGGUUCGGGUGUCACUGUACUCGUCGAGAAUGAUCUCCAAGGUAUCAAUGGUCCCACUCCCAAUGCUGGGGUCUUGCUUCUGGAGGCCCAUUCAUUAGAGGAUGCCAGCGGCGCCUGUGAAGCAUUUGGCGAACGACUCUGGUCCCCUGAAACAGAUGCAACGGAGAUUCAAAGCGUAUUAAACUAUACGAAGUACCUGGAGUCAGGUUCGGGCCUCACUGAGUUCUGGAUAGCAUCUCAGAACGGCUCAGGCCGAACUAUUCGAGCGGAUGGCCUUAUGUCGGCUAUUGAACCAUCUCAGGCUACUCAAUUGCCAAUCUUGUGCACGCAGUCGGCACCGUACUCUAACGAGACGUAUGCAGACACGAGUGAAAAAUGGCAAGUUACGGUGAACUCCAACAACGAGAACAUCACAGGGUACCGUGAUCACCUCAGCUUCCGCUUCUUAGGAGUUCGCUACGCUCCGCAGCCUGAGCGGUACACGGAUUCUGUACCCUAUAUCGGCGCGGGCGACCAAGUGUCUGCAACAGAAUUUGGUUCCGAAUGUAUCCAAUCCGCGUAUGGAUUUGCUGGGUCUGAGGACUGUUUGUUCUUGAAUAUCUGGACUCCCUACCUUCCAGGGCCUAAUUCACCGAAGGAGAAGCUAAGGCCAGUAAUGUUCUGGAUACAUGGAGGCGCUUUCUAUGCUGGAAACGCCAACGACCCCAUCACUGACGGAGGGAACCUAGCGUCUAGAGGGGAUGUUGUCGUGGUUGGCAUUAACUAUCGGCUGGGCACAAUGGGAUUCUUGGCAUUGAACGAUGGCAAAACCAAUGGCAACUUCGGUAUUGGUGACCAAAUCAACGCCCUAGACUGGGUCAUAAAGAACAUACAAGAUUUCGGUGGCGACCCGAACAGGAUCACGAUAUUUGGGCAAUCCGCCGGCGCUAAUAGCGUUCGAGCCCUGAUGGGUUCUCCUAGAGCGAUCGGGAAGUUCAUUGGUGCGAUACCUGUGAGUCCUCUGGGGGGGAUAAACUACGGCGCAGAGUAUGGCAAGUAUUACACGAUCGAGGAGGAGAUGGAGGUGGUUGGAAAUACGAUUCUGGCCGAAACCGGUUGCGCGGACGCUCCAUCCCCAGUGGACUGUUUACGAGGUGUACCGCCAAAUGAGAUCGAGGCCUUGAGCACCAGGGCAAGGUUCCUGGUCGUCGACGGCACUUAUCUCACGGCAACCGAACUUCCAUUAGAGGGGCCUACCCUCCCCUUUCGUAUCAUGAUGGGCAUUACUCGCGACGAUGCGGCGCCCAUGGUCACUUUCCCCAACACCACAGACCAAGCAGCCUACCUCAAAGCCAAUGGAUUCGAAGUGCCCCCUUCAGACCUCUUUCCCAUCCCACCCAUCGCCAAUGAGACCUUGGCAUUAUUCCAGAUGGCAAACCAACUGGCGACGGAUGGCAUAUUCCGCUGCAUAGACCAGGCCACGGUGUACACGGGCCUGCGGAACGACAGGUUCCAGCCGGUCUACUACUACGAGUUCAACCGAACGUACGCGCACCCCGGCUGGCCCAACCUCGACGUGUGCGAGGCGCCCAUAACGCCCUCGCACCCCAACGGCGACCCAGACGGCGAGUACCUCAAGUGCCACUCGGGCGACCUCUACUACAUCUUCGGCAACCUGGGGCGCGCCGGCCUGCCCAUGCGCGACGAAGCGGACCUCCCCUUCGAGCAGUUCGUCGUCGACUCCUUCGCCUCCUUCGCCCGCUCCCUCGACCCGAACCCAACCGCCGACUUCCUGCAGGCCAGGGGCUACCUGAGCACCCUGGGCGAGGUGCAGCGUCCCGGGGGCACUUGGCUCCCGGCCACGAAGGAGGAGGGGGGUCUGACGAUCCGCACGCUGCAGUGGCCGAGCGUUCACGAGCCGUUUAAGGAGAUCAAGCAGUGCGAGGCGCUGGGGCUGGGGUUGGAUUAUUAUGGUAGGUAA